Cephus cinctus (wheat stem sawfly) is the source of this 9786-nucleotide messenger RNA. RefSeq names its product mucin-17. NCBI's taxonomy places the organism in Eukaryota, Metazoa, Arthropoda, Insecta, Hymenoptera, Cephidae. Gene Ontology annotation, biological process: regulation of transcription by RNA polymerase II. Bases 2222 to 7726 code for a protein of 1834 amino acids. The record is from RefSeq and is a predicted model, not a curated record. The transcript has 28 exons. Gene Ontology annotation, cellular component: nucleus. Gene Ontology annotation, molecular function: DNA-binding transcription factor activity, RNA polymerase II-specific; zinc ion binding; RNA polymerase II cis-regulatory region sequence-specific DNA binding.
GAUACAUCUUUUGGUUCGGCGAAGUUUUAAAUAAAUUAAAAAAUGACCGACUGCUUCUGAUGACCUCUUUCAAAGGACAUGAUCAGUGGACCCAAAGCCGUGUUCAAGAUGAUUCUAAAGUGUUUUCGAGUGCGCGAGUACACGGAACAUCCUGGUCCUAUAGCGUGAGUAUAGCAGGUAACUGUAACACCGACGUGGCGGACACCCCUCGCCCCGUGAACUAUGACCCCGGACACGUGGUGCAAGCUCCACAGCACUUAGCCAGUCCCCCAGCCCCACCAAUCCCGUAACCUGCCCUGACUGGCCUCACUGCCUUCGAGCGAACCCCUCACGUCCUAUCACCAGGAGAUGUCUACUGGUGUCCCAGAUGCAACUUGGACUCUCCUCUCCGGAUACCCUAGCCGUCUAGAGUCUUUGUAGCUCGAGGAAGAGGGGAUUGGCUGCGAGGAGUAUUGCUACACGUGGUGAAUAUAGGCAGUUCUACGGGACAGCUGACAGCCUGAAAGAGGAAGGUGUAAGUGCGCGAUGAAGUGCAAGUGGAGACUGUCAGGCGAUUUCGUGGGAUAAUCGGCAUCCUGACGUUUCAAGGAGACACGAACCAAGAGACCUGGGGAAUUCCAGUGGCCAUUGGAUGAAGAAGAUGUGGAACAGUUAACGUGGACUGGGUGCCUCUUCGUUAGCCGAUAUCCGAUAGCCGAUACCGACUAGGAUUCUCGGAUAAUUCCAACGACCUUCCCAUCCGGAUUGGCUGUUUCCUAUGAACUCGCCGUCCGUCGCGACGCCACUUCAAAAACUUACCCAAAAACCGAUAUUACGCUUUCACGGCUGGUGGGAUUGCCUGGAUCUGCUUCACUUGGAUUUAUACCAGAUCGCCAACGGCAUACCGGUGAUCAGAUCUCGCAAUCAGUCAUGCUUCUCAGAAGGUGGAUCAGCCAGAUGAUCAGGGUGAGGAUGGAUACGUGGAGAUAGAUUUCCUCUGAUUCCUGGAUUCAGGAUUGGAACGUGGUCCAGGACCAAGUGUACCUAAGGGAGGAUCGCAAGAGAGACGAAGGGAUGGAUAAAAGGAGCGGACGAAGGAAGGAACGGAGAUCAUCUCAGAGUGGCGGUGACAGCAUCCUCGGCAACAGGAGCGCGAUAAGGAUAGGCAGAGGCGGGGCGAAGAUUACGAGAUGAGAUCCUGACGAAUUCGAUGAACCAGCCAGUGCGACUAUGGACCAGUGAAGCAAUAUACACACGUGGCAAGGGAAUUGGGGAUGAAAGGCAAGAGAGAGAGAGAGAGAGAGGGUGGACCAGUACGAGAGGGACCAGCCGCCGCGUCCUGGACCACUUAGCCGCACAACUUUCCACGGGGUUGAUUCAGCCUAUUACGGAUUCGUCUGGCCGCAGGGGAUGAUACCAGAAGAAGUCUUCAGAAGUUAGCCGACAACAAGGACCAGCAAAGAGCAUCGUUCACUCAUGGGACAUGUGGAUAAGGGUUGCUCCUUAACCUUGGACCGAGGCGCGACUCCGCACGUAAGGGCGCGGGCCGUUGAAAAUCCUGAGGGUGAAACUGGAAUGAGAUAAUAGCCAAGAAAUCUUGCUGGAGGAAAGGAGUAGCUGCGAGAAAGGGGUUCGCGACACCUGCAUCCCGCUCAUGGCUGAUCUACUCCUCGUUGACUGUUUACUUAUCCAUCCACUCGGAUGCUGUGACAUGCCCGCUACUUGUCUACUCACUCAUCUGCUCAUCCAAUCGGACCCACCACCUGUCUAGUAGCUAACUCCUGUCAGCAGGUGGGAGCUCGACCACGUGUUACUUACUAGUUCCAAUCCGAUAAGGCUACCACGGACAUUCAAUGACGGGAGGGAUUCCGUUCGACCACGUGUAGAGUCAUUCCCUGGACGUAGGCUGCCGCUCUACCACCCUACACUUGCUGUCAAGAGAAUCGGAUAAACGUUGAGCUGACGAGGAAGAUUUGGGUUCGACGAUGACGCAGUGGACGUUACUGGAUAAACAUGUGAAUGAGGUGUCGUGGAUUUUUAUAAGUGACAACAAGUGAAUGGGGAUGCUGGGAACGUGGACGGCAUGGACCAAUGUAGUCAGUUGAUCUUUUUCCACACCACGUGCACCCCUCGUCAUUGGCAUUGACACUGUCAGCAUCACCGUCGCACGUCAUCGUACCAUCAGCACGGACACCGGCGCUAGCGUUGCCCCCUGCCAACCGGACCCUUAUCAACCCUCAGGAUGACGUCGAAGAGGACCAGACAGAAUUACACGAUACAGCAUCUACUUGAGCUGCCGUCAAGCAGGACAUCCGGUAGCCGCGAAUCGCCGUCGCCUUCGUCAUCCUCCAGCAAGGAAUCGCGUCACGGAGCGUCCCACUUGACAACCGGCGCUCGACACGUGCCCAUCACGAUUCUACAUCCAACGCCGAAAAAGCUCUACUUGAGUAAAUCGCGCCAGGCCACCCUUACGGAGGAGCAUCAACCCUCUCUCACACGACCGGUCAGCCCCAACGCACGCCAACAAGAGUACUCUUCUACGAGGCGGGAGUCUCCCCGCCAGAUCAUGAACAAGGCGGACGAUCGAGGCAGAUCUCCAGGAGCGUCGAGACGUCCGAGCGCCGCCGCAAUCUCCUCACCCCCAGGCACCCCCGAGGAGCCACCGACGCUGGUGGAACUGACCAGCGUACCGGGUGGGCAGAAUGCGAUGGCGCACCUCAAAAAACGGAAGCUCGAAGCAGAAACGUGCACUCCAAAGCCGAAACAGCAGUCACUGAGUAGCAAGAAGAUGGUAGCGCAACAGGGUGUACCUCAAGAAAUGGAGACGGUGGACGCUGCCGCGAAGCGUCGAAGAAAAGGUCUGCGCGAUGAUGAGAUCAGAAAGCAGAUCGAGAUGGAUGCCGCGAAGAACAUAGCUUUGCCACAGAAGAAGCGAGUCUUCCCAUUGGGCAAUUCCGGAAGUCCGGCGAGGAAGACCAGCAAGAAUUCUGAAGAGCCAGAGGACGACGAGACCCUCAUCCGCGAGACGGAGGCUGCACUGAAGAGUCUCUCCGGUAGCUGGCCAGGACCUAGAGGAUCUCUUCAUCAGAGAGGUAAUUCUGACGAGGACAAGUACGAGCCGAAUUUUGAAAAUCUUUUUGAGGAGAAGAAGGAAAAUCCAAAAUUGUCACCAUCGUCCAUGUCGACUUCUUCGACGGCCAGCAACGAAGCCGGAUGUUCCCUCAAGGACGUCAUCACGCUUCGCGGACAGCAUGACCGCACUGGAAGAGGGCAGCAACAACAGAACAGACAAGAUCCUACUAAACAACCACCAAGCAAGACCAAAAAGGAAUUGGAAAACCUUUUGAAGAUAGAAAGCGAGUGCGCCUCCAUACAGAACCAAGUGGGUCAAAAUCCGAAUGAGUCCAAAAACCGAUCUGGACCACGAUGUCUCCCCCUGGGAAAGGACAGAAAUGUCGGACCUCACGGGGAACAAACUCGUCAGCCUGACAAGUACUCCAGGUACGAUCCCCCAGACUUUAACGAGCUCGUAGACGAUUCUUCGAACGAACUCGAGAUAGACAUGUCUGACCCCACGACGGAUAAGGACGAGGCUGACAAAGAUAAAGUCGACGGUAAGGACAAGGACAGAACCUGCAAGAGUGGAUCAUCGCCAACUAAUUCAGGAAGGCACCAACAUCAACAGCACCAACAGCACCAACAACACCAGCAGCAACACCAGCAGCAACACCUCUACAGCGGGUACCAGAGACAGUACAGCGAUGGUACCAUGAAGGUAUCUCCUACAGGAAAUGCAGCACCUUCCUCGACCCCGUCAUCAGGCACCUCUCCGUUCUCUGCCACUUCCGCCUUUAGGCCACCGAACACAGAUCACGCAAAGUCCAGCUGUCGUGCGCCCACGCAGACCGGAAGUCCUCCAGGGUCAUCAUCAAUCCCACCAAUAGGACCAUAUCCAGCAUCGGCCACCUUCGUCGGAUACCCACCACCAGGUGUAGUACCUGGACCAGCAAUGCCAGGUCCUCAGCCCGUAACAGGAAUCUCUCCGUCCCCCGAAGAUAAACACGUCUCGACAGUCUCGCUGCUCCAGCUGAAGUCCUCCAAGGACGAGAACCAAGUGUCACGCAAUACUCCAAAUCCCGUGAACCCGGUGAACACAGUGAACGCACCAAACUCUACCAAGAGUCCUAGCGGCAUCUCCUCCGUCGCAAGUCCAGAUACGAACACCUCCAAGCAGUACACAAUCCUGCAACCAGCCGGCGUCGGCUCCAGGGCGGCCAGUGCCAUCCAGGACAUAAACAGAGAAGGAGUCGUCAGUGUUGCCGCAGUGAGCAGUAGCAGCAGUGUAAGCCCACCAAGUGGGACUAAUAAUACUAUAAAUAACAACAACAACAACAACAACACCAACACCAACAACAACAACAACAACAACACCAGCAACAGCAGCAGCAGCAGUAGCAUCAUCACAACUACAACCACAACCGUCAGUCCCUCAGCUGUUGGUGAUGUCUCAACGACAACCGGAAACGUUCAACAGGACAACGUGAUGAAACUUCCAGAAAGGACUGGGGGUUUCGACGGCACCAGACCUGGAAUGUCCAUGUCGCCGUCCAGUCUCAGUAGAGAAGGCAACAAGUGCCCGACGCCUGGUUGCACGGGCCAGGGUCACGUGACCGGACUGUACUCCCACCAUCGCAGUUUAUCCGGUUGUCCCCGCAAAGACAAGCUGACGCCAGAGAUUCUGGCGAUGCAUGAGACUAUUUUGAAAUGCCCGACGCCUGGCUGCAACGGCCGUGGCCAUGUCAGCGCCAAUCGCAACACUCACAGGAGUUCGUCCGGAUGUCCCAUCGUCGCGGCCAAUAAGCAGGCCGCACGCGAGGCCCGUCACAAGGCACAAGUGUCAGUAGUGCCGCCGGAAUACAUCAGUUCGAAUCUACUUCCGGGAUCAUUGGAGUCCAAGUGUUACGCUCAGUACAGUGGAAGCACGCAGGACGUGAAACCAGUGAUGUCACCGUCCUAUGAUUACUACGCCGCUACAAAAGCCGCUGGUAUCAAUAUAAAACCGCCUAAAACACCGGAGGAGACUCCGUCUCGGUCCAGUAAGGUCGUACUUAAAAGUGAAACCGGAGGGACGAAUAGCAGCUGCUGCAACUCUCUUCCUGGAAGGAGUCAGGGGUCGGAUCUUUUGGUACCCAAGUCCGAGGAGGCAUCUUCCUGUAGGGUGAACUCACCGCCGCCCCCACCACCGCCAGUUAGACAGGCCUACGAUUCUUAUCUCAAUCAGGAUUCAAAUUCUUCGUCCUUGUCAUCCAUGGAGGCGAUGGGCUCCAGGUCCAUAGGUGGGACCAUUCAUCAUCCGACCCAGCAUCCCACCCAUCACAUUUUACCGAUGCAGCCUACGGUUACCUACCCUAUGCCUAUGGUGGAGGAUACCAGGAUGUCGUCUCAUCAGAUGACCCAGAGGUCACCGUAUGAGUCUUCUGCAAUGAUGGCGGCGGCGGCUGCAGCCGCUGCUGCUGCUGCCGCUGCUGGUCCUCCUACAUCCGCCGAGGAUCUAUAUCAUCACAGAUCAGCGGAACAUGCAAGAGCGUAUAUGCAUGCUGGGGGUGGAAAUAUUGCCAGGCCCGUUGUUACCUAUUCCAAUGACAUUGUCGCGUCUAGGAGUUACGAUAACGUCGUCGUCAGCGCAGCCAAUCACCGACCUUACGACCCUGGCACUGCUUCGGCGUACGAGAGAUACGACGCCCAGCCUUGUGCGCCUCUUCAACCUCAACCACAGCAACAGCUGCACUCCAGGGCGAAUAUGUAUUACUUGGGCCAGAGUGGAAUGACUCCCGAGGAACAGGAAAGAAUUUAUCACCAGGAAGCGGCGGCUGCCCAGCAGCAUCAAAUGGCUAUGGCUGCUGCGACGGCUGCGGGAAUGAUGAAGACCGAGGAUGUUAAGUGCGUGACGGUCGCUCAGGUUCAGCAAAUGCAGAAACCUGGCGGAGGACCACCUACGUCUCCAGGAGGUUCGGUCAUGGACCUCUCUACCUCGAGUGUGACUUCGACGAGUCCUCAAGCUCCUCCGUACGGCUCGAACAGUUUAAGUCCUCAGUAUGGUGGAGGUCAGACUGUUGGUGGUAGUCCCCAAGCCGCAGCCAGUCCCCAUCUCACAGCAAGUCCCCAAGUUCCAAGUCCUCAGGGACAGACCCUCGACCUCAGCGUAAAUAGGCUUCAUAGCGGCGCACCAAGUCCUCAGUACUCGACCGGUCAUGGUGAAGCCGUGGCUGCUGUCCCGGUCGGACCUGGAUUUCCUGCCCCUAGACCCAUCGAGGAACAGACGGAACCCGUGGACUUUUCGACGGCAACCGAACCAGUCAACUUCAGCGGGGGUCCCGGCAUCAGGCCUGUUCCGGGUUUUCCACCUCCUGGGGUGCACGCUGCGGCCUACAGUCGAGAAAGCACCCCUGACAGCGGUGGUUCCCACUACAUGGACGCCUACCGAGAUCCCACUGGCUACGGACCCAUGAGUCCUCAUCCAGGAUAUGGCAUGGCUGGUGUCCAGGCAGAGUAUCCAGGAAAUACUUAUACCCCUUAUCCCAGUGCAGGAUACAAUUGCGGAGGGUCCUAUCCAGGAGGUCCUGUUACAUCCGGCUAUCAAAUUCCUGCGGGAUACACGCCGGCACCUUGUUACAGUAUGCCACCGAUUCAGCACAGUAUCGGUCCCCUGGAUAAACCCUCGGGCAAGGACGAUAGCUUGUCCGGUUGUCCACGGGCUGACCGGUCCCAAAUUCAGGCCCACUCCCAAGAACUGAAGUGUCCGACGCCAGGAUGCGAUGGUUCUGGACACGUAACCGGAAAUUACUCCUCCCACAGAAGUUUGUCGGGUUGUCCUCGUGCCAAUAAGCCCAAGAGCAAACCCAGGGACGGACAAGACUCAGAGCCAUUGAGAUGUCCAAUCCCAGGCUGCGACGGAUCCGGUCACGCUACUGGAAAAUUUUUGUCCCACCGCAGUGCAUCCGGUUGUCCAAUAGCGAACCGGAACAAGCUGCGGGUCCUAGAAUCAGGCGGGACGGUUGAACAGCACAAGGCGGCAGUGGCAGCAGCGACGGCAAUGAAAUUCGAAGGAGUCAAUUGUCCAACUCCUGGCUGCGACGGGAUAGGACACAUAAACGGCUCGUUCUCAACUCACAGAUCUCUGUCGGGAUGUCCGAUCGCCGGUCACGCAGUCAAGAAAUCCAAGUUCGAGGACAUGUCAAGCAUGUACAGCAAAGGGGUGGACGCCGGUGGUCCGGCUCAGGGUGGCGCGGUAGGUGCGAAUCAGGGAAGCACGAGCGGUAGCGGCUCUGCCGGUGGUCAGGGCGAGGAUCUUUACACACUGGAGGCCGAGAUCACGGAAUUACAGAAGGAGAAUGCUCGCGUCGAGUCCCAGGUGCUGCGCCUGCGUUCCGACAUUACCGCCAUGGAGAAUCAGUUGAAGCACGGAGACAAGGAGACGAACGUCAUAUCUCAGCGUAACAACAACCUCACUGAGUACUAUCAGUCCCUGCGCGAGAACAUGAUCACGUUCCUGGAGAACGUCCGAAUACCGAACAGCCUCGGCGGUCCGCCGGAGAAAAUGGGACACGAGAAUUUCGACAGCUGCCUAACGAAAUUGCAGACCCUCUGCACAGCCGACGGGUACUGUACCGACGAGAGCAACCGGCCGAUUUAUGAGACUGUUAAAUCCGCCCUUCAGGACUUCACCGUUCUCCCCACGCCCAUCUGAGACCAUCCCUGAAGCUUCCUACACGGGCAACGUCGCGCCUGAAUAAAUACAAGGACGUCAACGUAUGCUGAUCGUCUCACCGAUCCUUAUUCUCGGCGUCCCGACGCAUCACUCCGAUUGGCGCAGGACCUCUGGGAACUCUGGAACGAGUAAAGCUGAACGUGCCGAACAAAGCCGAACACACUGUAGAGAUCCUCCGAAGCCAUAAAUCUCAGGUCUCCCGGUAGACGACGUGAACAUAGCUGAAGAUUCAAAGAUAGAGGAUGAGAGGAGCAUCGAGAGACAAGAAAAUCUUUUGUACAUAGAACAAAAAUUGCGUCAGAUUUCCCAUUAAUUAUAUAAGGCAAUUGCCCGAAUUACGUCCCAAGAGAAGACUGUACAUAGAAAUGGGACUGGCCGAGAAACUCAAUUAUUGAAAGAGACUAAAAGUUGUGGCAACGGACAGAAUAAUUGAAUUGGGCAAAAAAGAGUCAUUAAUCGAAUAGGCAUUCAUAUUAUUCGAAGUAACGAGGUCACUCUGAGCUAUGUAAAAAGAAAAAUCUAACCUAGCUGUAUAUUGGACAUUACUGCUCUUACUAUAAUAUUUAACGUCAACAAUUGCUAUUGAUAUUGCCGUUAUUACAUCCAGUGGUAGUCCUGCUACUGUUCGCUCGAUUAACACCUGUAUACACACACGAUCUACCCCCUCAAUCUACACCCUUGCUUAUAUCACACAUCCUCCCCCCCUCUCAUUACUAUCCCCUAUCAAACACCGUCGCUAUUACUAAUUACCACUAUUACUAUUACUAUCGCUGUUAUUAUUACUACUUCUAUUAUUACUCUACUUAAUACUUUAACUACUACUGGCUUUAGCGUUAGCGCCAAGUGAACCGGAUGUGGUCAAAUCGUGAUCGCGAGUGUACCGGAAGUUCCAAUCAGUGAAAAUCGAUAAAAGAUUAAUGUGAUUCGUGCGUGCGUCAGAAGAUGAUCGAUGAAGAAUUAAUUUUAAAAGAAACAGUGAGUGUAAUGAAAAAUGGCGGAAGGAUUGUCCAUAGUCUGUAUAUACUGAGGAAGUAAUUAUAAUGAGGAAUAUCUAUCGGAUCGUCAUUGAUGGAAAUCAUAGAAGUGAGAAAGAAAUGACGGGCUAAGCGUCGAUAUGAAAAUCAGCCCUGAGUUUGCUUACUCGCUUCUAAUUCGAAUUUUGCAUUGUAGUUCAAAAUGUACUAUAUAUUUAUAUAUAUGGAAUUGAUUGUUACUGAAACGCAAGUCGAAUGGUUCGCAAUUAUUGAAGUGACGUCAAAAAGAAACAUGUAAACGGGACUUUAACUAAGGUAAGAGCAGUAGCGACCAAUCGCAUUUAGCGUUAUCGGUGCACGGCUCGACUUUGCGUUUAUUUAAUAAUUCUAUAUUUAUUUAAAAGUGCAAUAAUUAUUAUUUUAUUAUUUAAAUUAGUUCAUAGUCACGGUGAUAUAUAAGUAUCUGUACGGGCAUAGGUAUCGAUAGGUAUUUGUUAAAUUUUAACGAAAUUUUUUGAAAUCCAAAUAACGUCUAGAUAUACGUGAAUACUUUAGCGGUUUUUUUUUCCUCAAAAACAUUAUAUUUCACUUUUUCAAAGUUUUAUUCAAAUUCAUUAUUCAUAUAGAACCACAUCUAAAUCACUGAACAUCCAACUGAGAAAAACGAAACGGACGCUCGGCGUCCCGACGCCAUUCUAGCCCAUGGUAAAGGCUGACUAUAAGAGGGUUUCCCGCGUGCUAAUUGAACGCAUCGAAUAAAAGAAACGACAGGUUACUUUGGUCAUUCCAUUGUCUGUAAAUAGGAAGUGACUUGACUAGUAUACCAUGAAUAGCCCUUGUAGAGCCCCUGAGCAGCCUUGAACCCCUUAAUAAGGAUCGAAAUAUCUCUUAAGCUCUCCUCAUCUGCCCCAACCUCGUCUAUUCUCCUUCCUAGUACCUUCGAUCCCGUGAAUCCAGGACUUACGAAUAAUAUGACGAUAAUAAUAAGCUAUACAAUAUUGUAACUACUAGUCAGUAAACGGGAAGACACAUGGAUUACUAUUAAAUAUUGAUAUUAUACAUAUA